CUUGUCAUUUCAGAUCUGAGCUUGAGACAUACAGAGGUUGAGGCAGAGCUAGAGCACGGUGUGCUUUUAUUUUCUUUCGUGUGUGUGUGUGUGUGUGUUAGCAAGGCAGUGGUUUAGAAACAGAACACACAUACAGUGAUUGGGAUUUCCUUUGAGUUAACAGCCGCAGGGUUUAAUCAUCGGUCAGCUGUCAGUGUGUUCAUUCUGUAUUGGAUUCUUUCUACUCACCAUGAGGUGCCUGUUGUUUCUGGGUCUUCUGUUAGUCAUACUGACCAAUAUGACUGCUUCUUCAUACUGUCCUCUGGGAUAUGAACAAGGGCCAAUCAUUUGUAAAGAUUACAAAGAAUGUAAAAACAAUACAUGUGGUGAUAACACAACUUGCCACAACACAGUGGGUAAUCCCUACUGUCAGUGUAAACCGGAGUACCAGCCGAAUCGAGUUAAAUUCACUGAAGAUCAAGGUGUACUAUGCAGCGAUGAGGAUGAGUGUGUCGAUAAAGAAAAUAGAUGUGGUAAUAACACAGUUUGUUACAACACAAUUGGUAGCUUCUACUGUCAGUGUGAACCGGGCUACCGGCCGGAAUUUGUUCACUUCACUGCAGCUGAAGGUGGACUAUGCGAAGACAUCGACGAGUGUGAAGGGAACCAAUCCAUCUGUGGUCUUAAUGCUGUGUGCUCUAACAAAAUUGGGUCCUACAUCUGCACAUGUGCUUCGGGUUUUGUGGCCAGCACCGGACAGACGCACUUCAACGCAAGCCAAAAUGUUAGAUGUAAUGACAUCGACGAGUGUGAAGGGAACCAAUCCAUCUGUGGUUUUAAAGCUGUGUGCUCUAACAAAAUUGGGUCCUACAUCUGCACAUGUGCUUCGGGUUCUGUGGCCAGCACCGGACAGACGCACUUCAACGCAAGCCAAAAUGUUAGAUGUAAUGAACUGCAGUGUGACAGACUUGGACACCUAUCAGUACAGAUCCCUACGCAGCUGCAGCAGGUUCUGGAUGAGUUGAAGAGCGCAUGUGUGCAAAAUGGAGCAAGUGGAGAGGAAAUGUUACAGAUUCUCAUCGAAGCAUUAGAAAGCUUUCUUUCAAAGACGUCUUUAACAAAUACCAAGCUCAUUACUGCAGUGUUCGAGUUGGUUGAAAAGACACUGUCGCUCGUAGGCCAGCUGAUGCUCAAAAGCCGUUUCAGCCAGCUAUCUUCUCAAACAGGAGUCGAGAUGUUGGUCCACAGAAAACCAACCGCUCCACGCGGUCCGUAUAAUUUGUCCACCAACGAAGUGCAAUUCCACAGCGACUGGGAAACAGCAGUGGGAGAUUCAUACCUGGGAUAUGCCUCUGCGGCCCUAUUUGAGUAUACAGAUGUGAACAUUUCACAAGUCAAGAGCUUUAUCAACAACAGUUUCCACGAACCAAAUAGCUCUGCAAAUGCAUUCGAGCUCAACUCUAGAGUUGUGACAAUAGAGGUCACAAACCCUAACACGGCUCAUCUGAAGAAACCUGUUACGCUCAGAUUCUCUCAUCUGCAGGAAGCGGUAAGGAAGGUAGCCUGUGUGUUCUGGGACUCAUCAACAGGAGGUGGUGUGUGGUCUAAUAAAGGCUGCGAUGUGGUCGAAUACAGCACCAGUUACACAGUCUGCUCAUGCAAACACCUCAGCAGCUUCGCUGUGCUAAUGUCGCUCUAUGAGCAGGAGGAUGUGUUUGAGCUUCAGCUGAUUACCUGGAUUGGACUCGCUCUGUCUCUAAUCUGCCUGCUCAUCUGCAUACUGACCUUCUGGCUUAUCCGCUCCAUCCAAAGCACCCGCACCACCAUCCACCUGCACCUCUGCAUCAGCCUCUUCAUCGCCGACCUCAUCUUCCUUGCCGGCAUCAGCCAAACAGAGUACAAGGUGGGAUGUGCGGUAGUGGCGGGUCUACUGCACUACUUCUUCCUGGCUGUGUUCUGCUGGAUGUGUCUGGAGGGUGUGCAGCUUUUCCGCAUGGUGGUGCUGGUGUUCAACACCACUCUGAGUCAUGGCUACCUGAUGGCCGCCGGUUACGGAGUUCCCGCCCUCAUUGUCGUCAUAUCAGCCUCUGUCAAUUACAAAGGAUACGGCACGCCACGCUACUGCUGGCUCAGUCUGGAAGAUGGAUUCAUCUGGAGCUUCUUCGGUCCUGUUUGUGUCAUAAUUGUUGUGAAUGCAGUCUUCUUUCUGAUAACUGUAUGGAAGCUGGCGGAGAAAUUCAACUCCCUCAACCCUGACUUAAACAACCUGACAAAAAUCAAGACAUUCACGAUCACUGCCAUCGCUCAGCUCUGCAUACUCGGCACCAUGUGGAUCUUCGGCUGUUUUCAGUUUGAUGAAAGAAUGCUGGUCAUGUCCUACCUCUUCACAAUCCUCAACAGCUUGCAGGGGGUGCUGGUGUUCAUCAUGCACUGUCUGCUUUCCAAACAGGUGAGAGAUGAGUACAUCCGUUUCCUGACUUGCCUGACUACACGACAGAAGAGCUCAUACUCCGAGUUCAGCACAAACCAGUCCAGCAAAUCCCAGGUAUCCAAAAGCAUUCACAACACGGGAGAGUCACGGAUCUGAAGCCGGAGUGCCUCGAGCGAUGCUUUACAAAUGCAAGUGUGACCUUGACUGCGUCUCCUGCGUGCUGAUUUUUCUGUUGUGAGGCUCGCGUGAGCAUAGGCUCAUCUGUUGAAUUAGCUGCUUUCUCAUUCUGCUGUCGUUACUGUUGUUGUUGUUGUACAUAGUCUCAGGUUAGUUGUGCUUAAGUCUAAAACCAUUAAUCUGCCACUCCAGUCAAAGUCCCACUCCAGUUCAGGCUUCAUUAAUGAAGCAUACUUUAUACAAUGUUCAAUACAUUAGAAAUAAAACACAAAAUUAGCCAAAAACGUUUGCCUCCAUGACACUGUGACAAAACACUGUCACUGGAGGCUCUUUCCUCACCAGACCAAUGAUCAUACAUUUUUCCUUCAUUAAACAACAUAUUUAUUUAUUCCGCCUAUUUAACCUCGAGUUAUUAGGUGCGUGCUCUGUUCAAGUCCUCGUGUACACUGUUACUAUAGAAACAGUACCAUUCGAAUGUAAUCAACACCUUCUGACCAAUCAGAAUCGAGACCUCGAUGAGAAUGCGCUGUGGUAAAAAGGUGAAGUGAUUAUUUACCAAGUACAGUUAGGAAAAGUUACAGUUACAGUGUGAUGGAGCUCACAGGAGGGCUUCAUCACACACUCGAUCACAGAUACGUGCUCGUAAAUGGAGUGUGUGUGUGCCUCAGGAAGGGCUCCGGUUUAAGAUUAAACCCAAAACGAAUAAGGCUUGACCUCAGACGAUCGCUUUCUUUAAUGAGAUCAACAAAGAACAACACCUUUCUGUCCUCAGAGAGCAUGUCACUAAUGCAGCUCAGUAGAAGCCACUGAUUCGGCGUUUAAUUGUACAGGCAACAGAUAAAAUAGCUGAAACGACAAUAAUGACAUUUUUUCCAGGCUUUGAUUCAUAAGGGAGGUGCAGGACAUCCUGAAAAAACCUUUUCUUCAUUUGAAUGUAUUUAUAAGUGGAUGUAUUUUUUUUUAAAUAUGUUUUUUUAAUACAGAUAAGUUUAUUGUAAUAUUUAAUGCUGAGCUUUAAAGUUAUUUUGAUAGACCUUUUUAUGCACUCUUGUUAGAAUGAAUGCUGCUUCUGAGCUAGAAAACAGACCUGCGCCUUUCUUUCAAGGACAUAUUUUGUAUUUUUAUUAAAAAUGUUCAGUCUUGUUAUUAUUAUUAUUUUAUUUUUAAAAAUAAGUUUAUUCAGUGCGAGUCUUUCUCUUGCGUUUUGUCUGAUGGUUUGAUGUUAUUGUUGUAAUUAAAUUUCAGAAAGAAAAAAUGUUCAGUCUUAUUACAGUCUUGUUAUGCAAAUGGCUGUGUGGUGCGUAUGACACACUUUUUUGUACUGUAUAUAUGAUGGAAGCUUCAGAUGUAAUGUACAGACAUAAAUGUUUAUAGCUGCAGGUACAUUCUGGUCCUUACUUCACCCAAAAAUAAAUAAUAUACUUUAAAAAAAAAAAAAA
Messenger RNA from Hemibagrus wyckioides, 4026 nucleotides. Its product is annotated as adhesion G protein-coupled receptor E5. The transcript is spliced from 19 exons. Gene Ontology annotation, biological process: adenylate cyclase-activating G protein-coupled receptor signaling pathway; cell surface receptor signaling pathway. Lineage: Eukaryota; Metazoa; Chordata; Actinopteri; Siluriformes; Bagridae. Gene Ontology annotation, molecular function: G protein-coupled receptor activity; calcium ion binding. Gene Ontology annotation, cellular component: membrane. The coding region runs from base 230 to 2566 and encodes 778 amino acids. The record is from RefSeq and is a predicted model, not a curated record.